AUUUUAGCCUUUCAUUUACUUCAAUUACUUCAUUUACUUAGUCAAAAGUUACAUUUAGUGUGUAACACCACAACACCAAACCUGUACAUGUGAAUUACAGUGGGGUAAGCAUACAGGAAGUUCAAAGACACAGGCCAUAAUACAUUUGAAUGUGUUUCUUCCCUUCAGUUUAACCUCAAACUGACUACUUCAAAAAGGCAAGAAUUAAGGUUACAUUAGUUCUGUCAUUCUAAACUCUAUUUCUGUGUUCUGCACUUGUGGUAUUGAUAAAAAAUAUAAUAAAUAAAUAAAUAAUAAUAAUUAUUAUUUGGGACAAAUUUCCAGAUAUCCAAAGUACUAAGAUAUGGAUCUCUUUUUAAGUUGCACUUUAUUUUACAUUAUAUGUACUUGCAAUGUAAUUAACUAAAAAACGACAUGGUUAGGUUUAGAGUUAGGUUCAGGGUUAGCACCUAGCUAAUUUAAUUACCAUAACAAGUACAUAGUAUGUAGAUGGGGAAAGGACUGUCUGUAGGGAAUAAAAAAAAACUACUGAUCUUUCUAUAAUGAAUUUCAUAUCAACAUUUCAACAUAAUUAUUCAACUCCCAUUUCCCCGGAUAAUGCAACUUUAAGGAGUAUAAGAUCACUGGAAUAGAAUCACUCUUCGUUCUGGGUGGCAUCUUUUCAAGAAGAUAUUCAGAACCAACUGUCAGAUCUUCUCCAAGAUGUUGUUUGUGUUCUUUGAGGAAAUCUUUGUUUUUGCUCUCUCGUUCAACACAAACAAAUAAAAUGAUAACUGACCUCACAUAGACAGGACAAUGGCUUGCCUAAUCUAGGAGCUACAUCCUCCACCACCCUGAUUUUUUUUCCACAAGUUCAGACACCAAACCAUAGCAGGAUACCAUCACUUUGACCAGAACAUUUUUGGUUUUGGUUUCAUCAGCUCUGUGUAGUUGUAGACACCACCUCUGGGUGUAGAAUUUUUCUUCAACUAUUCUACUUUGUGAAUGAUCUUUAGCACUUGCCUGUUCUGCAACUCCGGCUAUUAAUUCACCUUUGCACUCCUGUAAGUCCACAAUUUCAGCACGAAAAGCACACAGAAAGAUGCUUCCUGAAGAGAUUCCUCUGCUUCUGCUUGUUCUUUUUGCGGGCUCCUGCAUGAGUUCAAAAGAAGUCCUAAUUAAUGUGCCUGAAAGAACAGAAACUACUUAUGAAGGGUCAUCUGUGACCAUCCCCUGUUCUUACAAAAAACCAGUGGACACAAAAUAUACACUGCUGUGGUUUAAAGAUGCAAUUUUUAUAAAACACCAGACGUUUGACGGGACUAUUGUAUACAGUAACACAGAAGAACGUCCCCAGUCUCUGCAUUACUCCAGCAGAGUGGAAUACAUCACUGAUGCAACACCAGAAAAAAAAAAAGGAGACUGGAUAAAAUGUGAUUUAAGAAUCACCGAUCUGCGAAAGACAGACAGUGGGAAGUACACAUUUCGAUUGAUUUCAGACACAAGGUUCAUGAGUAAAGCUCUGUCUCUCAAAGUUAAAGACAAUCCUUGUAAGGUGCACAUUGAACCAUCAGAGGUGAAGAAUCCAGUCCGUGAGUCAGAAGAAUUCACUGUUCGCUGUUCCACGCUUGGUUCCUGUGAUCUUAAUCCUGAGUGGCUCGUUCAUACAUCAGGACAAAAGCAAGAAUGGACGUCCUCCUCGUCGACUGAUAUGAUUAUAGAGACUGAAGAAGAUAAAGAAGGCAGAAAGAUCACCAAUUUGAAGCUCAGUGUGACAUGGAAGGAUGACAGAAGGAUUCUGUCUUGUCGUCGAGCGAAGAGUGAGGACAGCUGCCAGAUCAGGAAUAUCACACUGUCUGUGGAAUAUGCACCUAAAGAGGUAAAAGCAACAGUGAGCUCUGAGGAUGUGAAGGAGGGAGAUUCUGUAACUCUCUCCUGCACCAGCAGAGGUCAGCCUGAUGUCAGCUUCUCAUGGUUCAAAAAAGAGACAACAGAAAAGUCUCAACAAAUGUCUGACUUGAAACUAAAUAAUGUGAAACCAGAAGACAGUGGAGAAUAUUACUGUGAAGCUGAAAACAAGCAUGGGACACAGGAAUCAAAUAUCAUUCAAAUUGAUGUGAAGUAUGGUCCAGAGGGUGUCAAAGUGCAACCUGUUAACAUUAAAGAUCUCAAAGAGGGAGAUGAACUGACACUCAAGUGUUUAGUCGAGAGAGGUAACCCAGCAGUCUAUCAGUUCAUGUGGUACAAAAAUUCCCAAAACCAGAGUGAAACCAGCGAGACAUUCAUCAUCAGUAAAGUUACUGAAGAGGACAGAGGAUCUUACCAAUGCCAGGCUGAUAACGGGAUCAGAACAGAAAUAUCAAAUAACUUCACAGUAUCUGUAAAGUAUUCACCGAGAAGCAUCAAAAUAGAGGGCUCGACCUCUGUAAAAGUGGGCACUUCACUGACUUUGACAUGCUCAGCUGAUGCUGAGCCUCAGCCACACACAUACAAAUGGAAGCACACACCUGGACUGUCUCCUGUCCCAUUAUCAAUGGAAACUGGACAGUUAAACAUCGAGAAAGUGACCAUUCAACAUGCAGGACAGUACACAUGUGAUAUUACCAACACUAUGGGCACAGGAUCACACGCUGUUAAAGUCGAUGUCCUUUAUCCUCCAUCUAAUCUCAGUUUGAUCAUGCAGAGGGAAGCGAGAGAGUUUGAAGUGAUCUCCAUUAUCUGCACGGUUCAAAGCAAUCCUGUGUCACACCUGACAGUGACAGGACCUCGGGGGAAUCUGACAUAUAUUCAGAACAAUCAAAGGAAAAGCACUGCAUCUGCAUCAAACAAUGUGACAGUCUACUUGAAUGUUACCGAGUCAGAUGCAGGAGUCUAUAAGUGCAACGCAGAAAGUCAAGAGGGAAAACAAGAAACUAAACAAAAGCUAAUUGUGUUUCAUGCACCCAAAAAUGUGACUGUAAGUGUUAAAGGAGAACAAAGAUUUGGGAGUGAGCUGACCCUUACAUGUGAGGCUCACGCCGAUCCUGCUCCAUCCUCAUACGAGUGGAAGAAAGACUUCAAUGGACAGUUAAAGACAAUUGAACAGAAACAUGAACAGAGACUACACUUUCUUUCUCUGGAAAUCUCUGACUCUGGUCAGUACGCCUGUAUUGCUCAAAACUCCAUUGGAAAAACAGAAUCUCCAUUAGUAGAGAUGAGUGUGAAAUAUCCUCCAUCUAAUCUCAGUUUGAUCAUGCAGAGGGAAGUGAGAGAGUUUGAAGUGAUCUCCAUUAUCUGCACGGUUCAAAGCAAUCCUGUGUCACACCUGACAGUGACAGGACCUCGGGGGAAUCUGACAUAUAUUCAGAACAAUCAAAGGAAAAGCACUGCAUCUGCAUCAAACAAUGUGACAGUCUACUUGAAUGUUACCGAGUCAGAUGCAGGAGUGCAUAAGUGCAACGCAGAAAGUCAAGAGGGAAAACAAGAAACUAAACAAAAUCUAAUUGUGUUUCAUGCACCCAAAAAUGUGACUGUAAGUGUUAAAGGAGAACAAAGAUUUGGGAGUGAGCUGACCCUUACAUGUGAGGCUCACGCCGAUCCUGCUCCAUCCUCAUACGAGUGGAAGAAAGACUUCAAUGGACAGUUAAAGACAAUUGAACAGAAACCUGAACAGAGACUACACUUUCUUUCUCUGGAAAUCUCUGACUCUGGUCAGUACGCCUGUAUUGCUCAAAACUCCAUUGGAAAAACAGAAUCUCCAUUAGUAGAGAUGAGUGUGAAAUAUCCUCCAUCUAAUCUCAGUUUGAUCAUGCAGAGGGAAGCGAGAGAGUUUGAAGUGAUCUCCAUUAUCUGCACGGUUCAAAGCAAUCCUGUGUCACACCUGACAGUGACAGGACCUCGGGGGAAUCUGACAUAUAUUCAGAACAAUCAAAGGAAAAGCACUGCAUCUGCAUCAAACAAUGUGACAGUCUACUUGAAUGUUACCGAGUCAGAUGCAGGAGUCUAUAAGUGCAACGCAGAAAGUCAAGAGGGAAAACAAGAAACUAAACAAAAGCUAAUUGUGUUUCAUGCACCCAAAAAUGUGACUGUAAGUGUUAAAGGAGAACAAACAUUUGGGAGUGAGCUGACCCUUACAUGUGAGGCUCACGCCGAUCCUGCUCCAUCCUCAUACGAGUGGAAGAAAGACUUCUAUGGCCAGUUAAAGACAAUUGAACAGAAACCUGAACAGAGACUACACUUUCUUUCUCUGGAAAUCUCUGACUCUGGUCAGUACGCCUGUAUUGCUCAAAACUCCAUUGGAAAAAUACUAUCUCCAUUAGUAGAGAUGAAUGUGAAAUAUCCUCCAUCUAAUCUCAGUUUGAUCAUGCAGAGGGAAGCGAGAGAGUUUGAAGUGAUCUCCAUUAUCUGCACGGUUCAAAGCAAUCCUGUGUCACACCUGACAGUGACAGGACCUCGGGGGAAUCUGACAUAUAUUCAGAACAAUCAAGGAAAAAGCACUGCAUCUGCAUCAAACAAUGUGACAGUCUACUUGAAUGUUACCGAGUCAGAUGCAGGAGUCUAUAAGUGCAACGCAGAAAGUCAAGAGGGAAAACAAGAAACUAAACAAAAGCUAAUUGUGUUUCAUGCACCCAAAAAUGUGACUGUAAGUGUUAAAGGAGAACAAACAUGUGGGAGUGAGCUGACCCUUACAUGUGAGGCUCACGCCGAUCCUGCUCCAUCCUCAUACGAGUGGAAGAAAGACUUCAAUGGCCAUUUAAAGACAAUUGAACAGAAACAUGAACAGAGACUACACUUUCUUUCUCUGGAAAUCUCUGACUCUGGUCAGUAUGCCUGUAUUGCUCAAAACUCCAUUGGAAAAACACUAUCUCCAUUAGUAGAGAUCAAGGUGAAACAUGUUCCAAUCAUAAAAAUUGUCCAUAACAUGACAACAUUAACUCAGUGGAAUUGGGAGUUUCCAGUCUCUCUGACCUGCAGUGCAGAUGCACAUCCUCCUGCCAAGGUCUACAACUGGUACAGAGAGGAGGACAACGUGACCGUACUGUCAGAACAUCAGAACUUCACUGUUCAGCCUCAGAACCCAGGAAUAUAUUACUGUACAGCAGCCAAUGCUAUCGGAGAAUCACGAUCCGAAAACAUCAUGUUAUUUAUUGGCAGUAACUCUCUUAUGGUGUGCUACCAGAUUACCUUACCCAUCAUCCUCCUGUUGAUUCUUAUUGUUGUGGCCCUCUUUCUGAUACGCAGGACUAUCAUCAAGGCAAGAUCAUAUCAGCAAAGUGGAACAGAUAAUCCUUUGUGCUUUUUUCCAGUAUUCCUGUCACGCUCUUCUACAAUGACAAACUUACUUUUAUUGGGAUCACGUAAUGAUACCCAGGAGAAUCUGUCAGUGGAGGGCAUUCCUGAUUCAGGUUAUGGAAGAGUUAAUCAAUCACGUCCAAUACCCAAUUCCCAAGAUCCCACUCGAGCACAGGAUCCUGAUCCAAGGCCGAAAUCUAAUAUCCACACGGUGUAUGCUGCUAUUAAAUUACCUCAAAUGAAACAGAGAAAACAGUCCCCACAACAACAAAAAACUGGAUGUAUGGACAAUGGCACUGCUACAUCUACCCUAAAUUAUGUCACUUUUGAUUUCAAGGGGCAAACUGAGCCAGAAAAAAGAGUACCUGAAGGUUCAGCAGUCUACGCAAUGGUGUCCAAAAAUAAGCAGAAAAUGAAUUUCCAGUCAGAAAAUCCAGAUUAUGAAAAUGUUUCUUCUGCAUGUGUGCAAAAUCCUCCAUUCCCAAAUAUGGAUGGUGAAUCUGAUACCAGUGAAGAAGAUGAAGUGAAUUACUCCACUGUGUCUUGUUCUGCCAAGUCUGCUGUUAAAGAACCCAGACAUAAGCAGAAGAGUUCAAGCUCAAGCAGUUCAAGCUCUGAUGACGAGGACAGAACUGAAUAUUCCACCAUUAAAACAUAAACACAAGGAGUUUCCAAUUUAAGAUUAAAACUAAGUAUUAUAUCCUUAAUUUUUAUAGUUAUAAUAUUAGUCAAUAUAAUGUUGUUUGAAAGUGUUGUUUUUAUUUUUACAGUGAGUUGCUGUUUCAUUAAUAUACUAGUGAUAAAAUAAUAGUAAUCAUUCUUUAGAAAUACUUUUUCAUUAUGCAUCAAUGAAUCAUAUAUUUGUGUGAUAAAUUCUUGAGUGGAAAAAAAAGCCUGAAAAUGUAGUUUAGCUACAUUGUGUGUAAUGCAGCAACAUUGCUUUGUAUUUUAAACAUUUGCAUUCUGUACUGCUGAACUGCCAAGCUGAGAACAUUUAACUGCUUGCAUAAAACUGAAUAACUGUUCACAAAUAAAAUAAUUUUAUAUGAAACUUUAA
Molecule: messenger RNA, 6307 nt
Organism: Carassius gibelio (silver crucian carp)
Lineage: Eukaryota; Metazoa; Chordata; Actinopteri; Cypriniformes; Cyprinidae
Product: B-cell receptor CD22
Exons: 23
Coding region: 1082-5908 (1608 amino acids)
Source: RefSeq, a predicted model, not a curated record